Molecule: messenger RNA, 2025 nt
Organism: Physcomitrium patens
Lineage: Eukaryota; Viridiplantae; Streptophyta; Bryopsida; Funariales; Funariaceae
Product: L-lactate dehydrogenase B
Biological process (GO): lactate metabolic process; pyruvate metabolic process
Cellular component (GO): cytoplasm
Molecular function (GO): L-lactate dehydrogenase (NAD+) activity
Source: RefSeq, a predicted model, not a curated record
CUCUCUCUCUCUCUCAUUAUGCCCAGGUAAUUGCUAGAUAAUUGCUAGAUUUUAUCAAAAGCAUUUCUGGGUUGAUAACUGAUAAGAAUACAUUUUAGCUAUGAGUUUUGCAAUAUCGACGAGAGACACAGUUCAAACAUUCCAGUGUAGCCAUUUCCCAGUAGCGCCGACAGUAACAGCGAGAACCAGUAGGAGAAUCCAGAGUAGCGUUUUCAGGUCUGGGGUGCCGAGCACUUUCUUUUGUCGACCGCUGUCGAAGGGGUCAUUCGUUCGACGAGACAUGACAACAACAGGGCAGACCACGAAGCCCAAGAUCGUGUUCGACUGGCGGGCGGAGGCGGCCACACAUGCGCCCGGAUCGGCAUUCGAAAUGGCUGAAAAAGUAGUCAACAAAUUGUUCAGGCCAAUCCCUGGGUCCAGCGUAUCUGAGGAAGGGAAGAGGACGCACAAAGUCACGGUCGUGGGAGUUGGGAACGUGGGCAUGGCGUGCGCGCAAACUAUUCUAACCCAAGAAUUGUGCGAUGAGCUUGCGCUUGUGGAUGUGGUGGAGGAGAAGCUCAAGGGCGAGAUGCUCGACCUCCAGCAUGCCGCAGCUUUUCUACCCAGGGCAAAAAUUCUGGCUGACACAGAUUACAGGGUCACCGCAGACUCCGAUAUCUGCAUAGUGACCGCAGGCGCCAGGCAGCAGGAGGGACAAUCACGCCUCGCACUCGUGGAGAAGAACGUCUCCUUGUUCAAAAAGAUCAUCCCCGAGUUGAUGAAGCAUAGCCCCAACACCAUCCUCCUCGUCAUCUCCAACCCCGUCGACGCUCUCACCUAUGUCGCUUACAAGUUAUCGGGCCUUCCUCCCAACCGCGUCAUCGGCGCCGGCACAAACCUCGACUCGUCUCGCUUCCGUUGGUUGCUAGCUGACCACCUGGACGUCAAUGCCCAGAAUGUACACGGCUACAUAGUGGGAGAGCACGGUGACAGCUCCGUCCCUCUUUGGUCCAGUGUAAGCGUGGGCGGCGUGCCGAUCAUCUCCUACUUGAAGCAGAAGCACAUCGACUACAGCCCCGACACCCUCGCCGAACUCCACCGGAUGGUAGUAGACGGCGCUUAUGAAGUGAUCAAACUGAAAGGCUACACAUCCUGGGCGAUCGGGUACUCCGUUGCAAGCCUAGUAAAGAGCGUAUUGCGCAACCAGCGACGGAUCCAUCCUGUAUCAGUGUGUUCUCAAGGCUUCCAUGGCAUUGAAGAUGAAGUUUGCUUGAGCUUGCCGGCCGUGAUUGGGCGUGCGGGGAUCGUCAGCGUCCUGGACAGUCCCUUGACAGACGAAGAGAAGGAGCAGCUUCAAACAUCUGCCAAGACUCUAGCAUUAAUUCAAAACAAGUUAGACAUGUAGACUUGCAGAUUGUGCAGAAGCAAUCCAGCGGCAAGUUGUUGUCUUCGAUUCACAGCGUUGCAGUCUGUUCGAAUUCGCACCACCCGAUGCACAAAAGAAAGAGUUGGAGUGAAGCUGCAUUUGACCAGGCCUCCCAUCUACUGACCAGUUCAGGUUGCGGCAACCUCCGAGGCAGGCCAAGACCCCAGUUUUCUGAAUAACAUCACUCAUAGAAUCAUCCGAAUUGCAUAUUCCUUCAACCAGUUUCAUUUGUACCCUCUCCACUUCGACUUUAUCAUGAUGCUGUGCAAAUGUGGACCCAUCUCGUCUGCUCUUGUCUGGACUAGUAGAAACAUGCUCAAGCCCUGAUAAACGGAUCCUAACAAGGCAAUUUGAGGGUUAGAAUGAUUAUUUUUUUUAAAAAAAAUGAGCCUCUGAGGUUGUACCAAAGCAAGGGCUUUUACCAAUUUCUGUGUGUGGAGACUAGUACCUAGAUUGGGGUAUCUCUGCGUUGUAAUGCUUCAUGACUUGGAGCAUGGACGAAAAGCGAGAAAUUAUUCAAUUAACAUAGGAGAUGAAGGUAGUGAACUUGAAGAUGAAGCAUUCGUUGUAUUUGGUCUUUUUUAAGGCUUGUCAGCAAUCGGAGAGUUUGAUUUUAAACU